CGCAAGCACGUCUGCCCCACAUGCGAGCGCAGCUUCUCCACCAGCGGCCACCUCGCCCGCCACAUCCGCGUCCACACCGGUGAGCGCAACCACAAGUGCCCCUUCCCCGGCUGCGAGACGCGCUGCUCCCGCCAGGACAACCUCCAGCAGCAGUGA
Fomitopsis serialis is the source of this 156-nucleotide messenger RNA. RefSeq lists its product as uncharacterized. The record is from RefSeq and is a predicted model, not a curated record. Gene Ontology annotation, molecular function: DNA-binding transcription factor activity, RNA polymerase II-specific; RNA polymerase II cis-regulatory region sequence-specific DNA binding. The annotation marks the transcript as partial. Lineage: Eukaryota; Fungi; Basidiomycota; Agaricomycetes; Polyporales; Fomitopsidaceae. Gene Ontology annotation, biological process: regulation of transcription by RNA polymerase II. Gene Ontology annotation, cellular component: PcG protein complex; transcription regulator complex. The transcript has a single exon.